Sorex fumeus (smoky shrew) is the source of this 2478-nucleotide messenger RNA. It is a transcript of the gene KCNAB3, whose product is annotated as potassium voltage-gated channel subfamily A regulatory beta subunit 3. Lineage: Eukaryota; Metazoa; Chordata; Mammalia; Eulipotyphla; Soricidae. Gene Ontology annotation, molecular function: potassium channel regulator activity; voltage-gated potassium channel activity; transmembrane transporter binding. The record is from RefSeq and is a predicted model, not a curated record. Bases 383 to 1597 code for a protein of 404 amino acids. Gene Ontology annotation, biological process: regulation of potassium ion transmembrane transport; potassium ion transport. The transcript is spliced from 14 exons. Gene Ontology annotation, cellular component: cytoplasm; membrane; voltage-gated potassium channel complex.
AGCGGUCUCGCUGCGGUUCGGCUCUAGUGGCAUCUCUCCUCCGCCCCCUCGGUCCGGAGUCCCGACCCUCCGAGGAUCGCCCUCGACCUUCCCUUUGCCCCAUUUCUCCCGCCUCCCAGCACCUGUGUCUGGCUAUCCGACUGUCUUCACUCGCCGCGCACCCCCGCCCGCGUCUCCCUCCCGCCUCCAACCCCGCGACCUCCCGCAGUCCGCCCCCGCGGCCCAUCCUGCCAGUCGGCUCCCGCCGCAGCCUCCCCAGUCUUACCGCGCGCUGGGCCCGCGCCCCCGCGGCCCCGGAGUCUGUCCUCGGACUCCCCCAUUCCCUCCUUCUCCCGCACGCACCCGCACCCUCAGCGCCCCUUCCCCACCCUGGCCCACCGGCAUGCAGGUGUCCAUCGCGUGCACCGAGCAGAACCUUCGCAGCCGGAGCAGUGAGGACCGACUGUGUGGAGCCCGGCCGGGCCCUGGGGGCGGCAAUGGGGGGCCGGCCGGCGGGGGGCACGGAAAUCCUCCAGGAGGAGGAGGGUCCGGCCCCAAGGUCCGGACCGCUCAGGUCCCCCGGCCCCCGGCGCCUGCUGGGGCCCUCCGAGAGAGCACCGGCCGAGGCACUGGCAUGAAAUACAGGAACCUAGGAAAGUCUGGUCUUCGGGUAUCCUGUCUUGGCCUAGGUACCUGGGUCACGUUUGGUUCUCAGAUCUCGGAUGAGAUAGCAGAGGAUGUGCUGACAGUAGCUUACGAGCAUGGUGUAAACCUGUUUGACACGGCCGAAGUGUAUGCAGCAGGACAGGCUGAAAGAACCCUAGGCAACAUCCUCAAAAGCAAAGGUUGGAGGAGAUCAAGCUAUGUUAUCACCACCAAGAUUUUUUGGGGAGGACAGGCAGAAACUGAACGAGGCUUGAGCCGUAAACACAUCAUUGAGGGCUUGCGAGGAUCUCUAGAACGCCUCCAACUAGGAUAUGUGGACAUUGUCUUCGCCAAUCGUUUAGACCCCAACAGUCCCAUGGAGGAGAUUGUGCGAGCCAUGACCUAUGUCAUCAACCAGGGCCUGGCCCUAUACUGGGGGACAUCCCGAUGGGGAGCUGCAGAAAUCAUGGAGGCAUAUUCCAUGGCCAGGCAGUUCAAUCUGAUUCCUCCCGUGUGUGAACAAGCUGACCACCAUCUGUUUCAGAGAGAAAAGGUGGAGAUGCAUCUGCCAGAGCUCUACCACAAGAUUGGUGUUGGUUCAGUCACCUGGUCUCCAGUGGCCUGUGGCCUGAUCACUAGCAAAUAUGAUGGACGAGUCCCAGAUACCUGCAGGGCCACCAUCAAGGGUUACCAGUGGCUCAAAGAAAAGGUGCAGAGUGAGGAUGGAAAGAAGCAACAAGCCAAAGUUAUGGACCUUCUCCCCAUGGCUCACCAGUUAGGCUGCACUGUGGCCCAACUUGCUAUUGCCUGGUGUCUCCGCAGCGAGGGAGUCAGCUCAGUCUUGCUGGGGGUGUCCAGUGCAGAGCAGCUGAUAGAACACCUGGGCGCCCUGCAGGUGCUGAGCCAGCUGACCCCGCAGACGGUGAUGGAGAUCGACGGGCUUCUGGGGAACAAACCGCAUUCCAAAAAAUAGUCCGUGGGGGCGCAGGGACCCAGACCCGUCGCGGCGGCACCCCUGAAGAACCGAGACCCGCUUUCCCACGGCCACCUCCUGCCCGCUCCGGAUCCUCCAGCAGCGCCGGAGCUCGGGACGGCCCCGCCUGCCAACGAGUCCCGGCUUCGAGUAGCGACGCGCAUGAACAAAGCCAUAUCCUCUCGCAGUGGGGCUGGAAAGAAAAAGUAGUCCUUCGCCCCGGCGGCGUUUUCCUAGGCCUUCUUGCUAUUCCGGGCAUGAGCUACUGGGCCGCACUUAUCUGCCACCUGGUCUCGCUCCCUUCUUCCUUUCCUCAACCGCCAAGGCCCAGAGAAAAAAUUUCAAGAAACAUGCUGGGAACCUCCAAAGUAGAGCCUUGAAAUAUCAAGGGAUCAUAAGCUAAUAAGAGAGUUAUGAUGUCUUAUGGGACAAAAGAAAUGGGGCUUUGAAGUUUUUCCGUACAAAGGAAGCCAGGCUGGUCCUGGCAGGAAGUGAAUGAUUCUUUUUCGGAAACCAGGACCCUGCCUCCCAGCCAGGAGGUUGAGGGCGGUUGAAACUCCAUCUAGUGUUAAUAUUCUGUUCUGCCAAGAGUUCUGCCACAGCCUUGAGGAAGGUGGAGGGGAGUCUGUUGGCAGUCAGGGUAAUCCUUGGAAAGCAAAGUUGGCAGUGCUUCGCACAAAUAGUGGCAUGGUCAUAGCACACAUGGAUGGGGCUAAGGUGGAAAUGUUUGAGGGGUAGAUUUUUGAGCCUUCAGCAAAUUUCCUCCCUGGCAGUAGAGGCCUGCAUUCUUCCUCCUGGCAAUAAUCUUAAAGCAAUAAUGAUUGCCCCUGCUCUGUAAGACUUCAGAUGGAACUGUAAAUAAAAUCUCAGCUUGAUCCUCA